This is a messenger RNA of Megalobrama amblycephala (Wuchang bream), 5993 nucleotides long. RefSeq names its product probable G-protein coupled receptor 153. Gene Ontology annotation, cellular component: membrane. The transcript has 5 exons. NCBI's taxonomy places the organism in Eukaryota, Metazoa, Chordata, Actinopteri, Cypriniformes, Xenocyprididae. The record is from RefSeq and is a predicted model, not a curated record. The coding region runs from base 1380 to 2954 and encodes 524 amino acids. Gene Ontology annotation, biological process: G protein-coupled receptor signaling pathway. Gene Ontology annotation, molecular function: G protein-coupled receptor activity.
CUCCUUUAUUCACAGAUGUUUUAUCUUAGUCCUGUGUAGUUUGGAAAGACAUUAAAGUGUUUUUUUCCAUGUGAUUAUUAUUUUUGUCUAUGCUGUUCUCAUACACUCCCACUUCACAAAGCACUUAAUGAAUAUUUGCAGGUGAAUGCUUUUCUAGAGUGUAAUGAUUGCCAAUCCCCUUUAGCAAACAAUGAAAAGAAGCACUAAAAUCAGCUUUUUGUUGGCAUACGCAUACUACUAUCAAACUGUAGAGGUGGAAAAUAUAAAUUAUGAUAAAACAAGGAUAAAAAGGAUGGAGGAUAAAAAUGCAUGUGUUUUUUUAUGUUUGUAUUUCAACUCACCAUCCCUUAGGAAAGAAAAAUAAAAAAUGAGAUCUCUUUAACAUCCCAAAAGUUUCUCCUAGACAAAAGUGAGGUUACUUUAACAACAAAUAGAGACUUUUUGCUUGAGCUUUCUGCUUCUCAGACUUGUCUCCUGAGACAAAAACUCUAACACUCUCACAAUGGUCUCUUUUAAAGUUUUAGAGAUCUCAGCAACAUCACACACUGUGUUCAGACAAUAAUAAGGAGAAUUGUCUGAACACAGUGUGUGAUGUUGUUGUUGUCUCUCACACUGGAUCUCUCACAUUUGUCUCCUGUAAAGAUUCAGAAGAGAUCUCAGCAACAUCACACACUGUGCUCAGAUUUUUCUCCUACACUAAAGACUCCAAUGGUCUAACACUUGUCUUCUCUUAAGUUUUAGAAGAGACCUCAGUAACAUCACACACUGUGCUCAGAUUUUCUCCUCAGCUAGAGAAAGCUCUCACAUUUGUCUCUUAAAGUUUAGAUGAGAUCUCAACAACUUUACAAAGUGUGCACCAAUAAAGUAAAAAAAAAAAAAAAAAAAAAAAAAAAAAAAAAAAAAAAAACAGUCCAUAAUUUCAGUGUUUAAGCCUAUAUUAAGAGUGAAAAUAUGCAGAAAUAAGGUUAACAUUACCCUUAAUAUGUUGUUUGCAAUCACGUGGUUCUGGUGACGCGCGAAAAUCCGGUGGAGGGCAAGCAGUGAAAAUUAGAAUGGAAGAGAUGGGGAAAAGUCCUUUCUUUGCUGGUUUAGAAAGGUAUAAACAGAAAAUCACAACAUAUGUUGGACGCGAUCCUUAUGUUAUGAAGAGGAGCGACUUUUCCGCUGAAUUAAAACACUGUCCUGACAUCGAGGAGACAGAUACAGAGGAUGUGAAGCUGUCGUCACGCCGCGUUCUGAGGGCUGUUUCAUAAAAGAUGCUAAGAAAAGCGAGGAUUAAACUCCCAAACCUGACUUGAAUUAACCUAACAAAUGAGUUUGGGCUAAAACGGUUUCAUAAAAGGUUGAGUAACACCAAAAAGCAGGCUGUCCAUACCGUCAUGGGCAUCUGGAUGGUGUCGUUCAUUCUGUCCACCUUGCCUGCUGUGGGCUGGCAUGAUACCACAGAACGCUUUUACACCCAUGACAACUGUCGCUUCAUUGUGACCGAGAUUGGCUUGGGCUUUGGCGUCUGCUUCCUCUUGCUGAUCAGCGGGAGUGUGGUGAUGGGCGUCAUCUGUAUUGGAAUUGCCCUCUUCCAGACCUUUUCCAUCCAGAUGGGCCAAAACGUGGACAAGAACAAAUUUAAUGUUCCCACCAUUGUAGUGGAGGAUGCUCAGGGCAAAAGGCGUUCAUCCAUUGAUGGCUCAGAGCCCAUUAAGACAUCGCUGCAGAUCACCUAUCUGAUCAGUGGAAUAGUCUUCAUAUACGAUUUUCUAACUGGAUUCCCCAUAUUGGUGGUGAGCUUUGCCAGCCUGAAAUUUGACCGCUCUUACAGCUGGAUGGUCCUAUGUGUACUCUGGUGCUCCAUAGCACAAUCAAUCCUCCUUCCCAUGUUCCUGUGGGCUUGUGACCGCUACAGGGCAGACGUCAAGAUGGUCUGGGAGAAAUGUGUGGCCAUCAUGUCCAACGAUGAAGUAGAUGAAGAAAACAGCCAGGAUGGAGGCAUUCAUCCGGACUUAAUAUUUGACAGACCAUUUGACUAUAGCUCCGCUGGUGAUAUCAUGACGGUAGACCGUAUUGCCAAAUACGAAUUCUCAACCUUAGAAAGGGGGGGCCCCCAGGGUUAUCCAUUGAGGGAGCUUCAGGAAGAUAAAAUGCACUAUUUGCAGGUGCCCCCUACAAGAAGAUACUCCCACGACGAAACCGACAUGUGGACCACCGGUCAGAUCCCGUCUUACCUACAUCGCUGGGGCUCCACAGAGGACAUCAUUGGCAUCCCUCAGUGCAGCUUGCCACGCCACGAGAGACGUCGGAGCAGCCCGGCACCCUACCACGUGGAGAGCCACCCUCACCGCAAAAGGAGGCGAUCAGAGGACAUGCAUUCACUCAAGCAGAUUCCACGAGUCGAGCGUUAUGAGGACGAUUUCAAGUGCUUUAGCCGCGACGAAGUGAUUAAGUUCAUCGACGAGACACCGCUGGCUAGUCCAAUGAGGAGCCCGCGCCGAGCCUCUAAGAUCUCUCUUGUCCCAGAGACGUUCGAGCAGCACAUCGUCUUGUUGCCGCAUUUCCCGCUCACACACUUUGAGCGCGAGCCUCAAGCGUUGAGGCGCUUCUCCGACCAUGGCAAAGGAGCCACACUAACUGAGAUCCCUCAGGAUACGCCAGGAAAGACGAAAGAUGGUAGCGAUGGCAGGAGUGCAACUGGCGAAGGAUCAGGCAUUAAGGGAUGCAUUGAGCAUAGGCGUGAUGCCAAGCGUGCAUCAGAGCUGGUUCUUUUGGGCCAGGGUGGACGGACAGGAGAUCAGUCUUCUUCAAGUAUUAGGACACGACAGGUAGAUGCAUCUGCUUGGGUGGAACAGAAACACCUGUCCAAAGGCGAAAGCAAAGGAAGCACAAAUAGUUUUAUAAGUUCACAAUCUGCAUCGUCAGGCUAUAUCACUUUUCACUCUGAAUCCAUAGGAUCCACAAACUAAGGAACAGUUUUAUUAGUAUUAUAAAAUAGUCCCUGAUAUGCUUAUUAGCAUUAAAGCUUUGACUAAGUGGAAUGUUUUUGUUAUCUAGGAACAAGGCUUUUUGAGAUGUGGUUGAUUCAAAAUGGCAUAGGGACAUUAUUGGUUUGUUGUUACUGAUACAGGGCUGGAUUCAGUAGGGCCAGUUCGCCUCCAAGCCAAGAGAAGCUGAACAAGGAGUUAAGAGUCCUGAGCUUAGCACUUGAAGUGUGAGAUGAUCACAAGGCCUUCUACUCAUAGAUGUGAGCUUUUUACUGAGGCCCAUAUCAUAUAAGACAGUUUUCAGCUUUUAUGUUUCAAUGAUAAUUUAGUGUUCUGGUCAAAAUACUGCCUUACUUGACUAAGGAAUAAGGGCCUGUUCCAUCACUUUGUGUAGGUCUAUAUAGGGUAGGCCUGGGAGUUCAUGCUUUAUUCAAAUAUGUUUUAAAUUUCUUACAUUCAUGUCUAAAGAUGCAUAUUAUGUUUAGCCAUCUAAUAUUAGCCAAACAAAACAUAUGUUUCCUUAUUUUUUUGGCAAAUUGCCCUUGUCUGUUAUUACAUAGGGGAAGAGGUGAAUUCAAAGACGUGUGUGCCCAAUAGACCAUGAUCCAAAUAAUUUUGUAGCGAUUUAGCAUUGUAGGCUAUUGCCUUUGAGGGGAUUGAUAACAGUUUGCAGAUUUCUGAUUUCAGAUUUUAUUCCCUGCAUUUAAUGAAACCUCAAAGGUCAACUUGGUUGUGGAAAAGGUUAGCAGUUAAGUUAUAUAGUGUUUCUUUACAACACUUUAGCUCACAGAGCUUUUAAGCAGAAUCUUUAACUGUGUUUUUGUUGUUUCUGGUGGUGUGGCAUGUUUUUAACAUUUUUGUUUUUAAUAUUUAAGUAAAAAAAAAAAAAAAAAAAAAAAAGAUAUUUUGUUAUAUCAUUUGAAUUAUCAAUUAUCAUAUUUUUGAAGCACAAGGUUCUCUUUGUAGAUCCAGACAUGCUUGCCAAUAGCCUAAAAAUGUUUAAUUUCACAGAUAUGUUUUUAUAAGUUUGUGUUAAGUGCUUUGUGAUGAUUGAAAAUGUAUAUCCGAUGCAUUGUUAUUCUCAUGAUUACAGUCUUAUUUGUCUGGUAGCCUGUAACAAAGUAUGAUAUAAAAAGUGACACUAUUUAAAAACACCCAUAACCUGCACCGACAUGCAUCGACAUGCACUUUUUACAAAACAAGUGACAUAAUCUUGCCAUAUUGAGAAAAGGACUUUUUGAAAGCUGGUGUUAUUUGAUUUGUUAUACUGUAGUAGACAUAACCACUAAAUCAGAAUUGGAUAUUUGUUGUAUUUUAUGUUGUAUAUGACCACAUUUUCUACACUUGUCAAAAGAUUUCAGCUUUUUAAAUGAUUUGUUUUUGUUAAUUUAUAUAAAAAAUCGAUUGCUUGCUGCCAGCAUGCACUUUUGUAUGUUUCAUACAGCCAGAAAUUGGUGUUGAAAUAUCAAUUGGUGCUGGAUACCUUGGCAGCUUCAUGUGUGAUCCACUAGGACAUUCUUAAAAUUUAAUGUGGGAAACUGCAGAUUGCCCCUCAUAGUCUAAUAUACAUUAAGGGCAUCAAUAAGUCUUCCUCCUCCUAUACUCAGGAUGCCCCCCCCCCCCCCCCCCCCCAAUUAAUUAACAUUUGCUUUUGACAACAUCAUUGGGAUGACUUUAAAAUUAAUGUGUCUAAAGGAUUGCUACCUGGUGGAAAAUAUACAUUGACUAAAAUCAAGACUUGUUUUAUAUAACCAUUACAUAUGAUAUAUUUCACAGUUAUCUAGCAUAUGUAGCACUGAAACCUAAACAUGCCAUAGAUUUGAGCCUACAUUUAUGGUGAAAAUGAUCACUAUUGCCAUAGCACAGUGGGUAUUUUAAAUAAUUUUGAAUAUGAAUGCAAAUAGACUUGUUCAGUUUCAAUAAUAUAAUGAAACUUUAAAGCUACUUCAAAGGUUACAAGGCUGGUGUUGUGUCCAUGCAUUAAGUGUUAAACUCUCUUAAUUGAACAGAUUUAAACAUUUGUAUCUCCACCUAUAGCAAAGUGUUUUUGAUUACUGAUGUUUUGUUGUUGAAUUAAUCUCUCUCUCUCUCUCUCUCUCUCUCUCUCUCAAUUCAAUUCAAUUCAAUUCAAUUCAAUUCAAUUCAAUUCAAUUCAAUUCAGUUAGCUUUACUGACAUGACUGUGUAGAAUAGCACAAUGUUGCCAAAGCAUUAAAGGCACAGUAUGUAACUUUUGCUGCUAGAGUUCGCUUAUUCAAAUUAAUAACAAAGGCAUAGCUUGAUGACACCAUGAAUGAGUCAUGAAUCUUCAGGAAUCUUCACCUCCACAGCCAAUGGAAAGCAAUCUGACAGGACUCAGGCAGAAAUCGUUUUCAUGGAUGAGCUAAAAUAUUAAAUACUAAUACUAAAUACUAAUAUAUUAAAGUUUUAUUAAUGUUUCUGUGGUAUGAAACAGGGUGAGGCUGAGAGCCUGGGACAUUUUAUGUUGUUGUUUAUAUUAUGCUUUAAUGCCGCAGUCGGCCACUGCCGCUCCUUUCGUUUUAUUGUUUAUGCAUAUUUUACGAUUAAAAUUUCAAUUGAAGUUGCAUUUAACAUUCACCUCCUCUUAACUUGAACUUUCUUACAGUUAUGUUAGAUCACUUAAAUUCACAUUAUUUUAUUUCAUUCUAAUGAAACAGCUGCAAGUGAUGAAUUACUUCUCAUACAGGUCACUUUAUUUGACGAAUUAAAAUUGCGGGGUAAUGCAGCACUGUUUACUAGUCAAAAUUAUUAUACUAAUCAUAAAUUUGAGUGUGUUGAAAGUUAACGUUAUACUCUGUGCGUUUGCUCAGUGGCUGGUGUGAGACAGUUGUUGCACAAUGCAGUAAGCUAGAUCGAUAUUAAAAUAUAUUAAUAAAAGAUGGAUGACUUGAGUUGUUAAAUGACAUGCAAUUCAUUUCAAAACAUUGUAUGGUGGAGAAAAUGCUGUAUUACUGUUAUUACAAAUAAAUCUCUUUAUGAUUAUGCAAAGUUAGUCACUUGA